Molecule: messenger RNA, 1436 nt
Organism: Zootermopsis nevadensis
Lineage: Eukaryota; Metazoa; Arthropoda; Insecta; Blattodea; Termopsidae
Source: RefSeq, a predicted model, not a curated record
GCUUCUAACACGAACGGUGAAGGGUUGUCUUCAGAAAUGAAUUUCGCUGUCAGGAAAUGUUUAACGCUCGUCUUAAUUGGACUCGGCCUUCUGCAUACAGCUGAAAACUCCAAGAUACUGGUGGUCUUCAGCCAUUUGGGAAGAAGUCACUUCGACGUAUUCGAACCGUACCUGGAGCAACUCGCAGCCAAAGGACAUCAGCUCCUUGUAAUCAGCCACUUCCCAAGAAAACGCCCAACACCCAAUUACAAAGACAUUGACCUAAAAGCCAUAACAAAAGUUAACCAAACAGUGAACAUUUUAUCUUACGCAGACAUUGCCAAAAUGGACCAGAUUGUGAGCGCCUUUGUGCUGAGUGCAUGGGCUGCAGAGGUGUGUGAGAAUGCAUUUGAACAUCCGGAUGUUCAAAAACUCAUAAAAUCAGACGAGAAAUUCGACUUGCUCAUAACUGAAACGUUUAAUACCGAUUGUUUCUUAGCGUUUGCACACAGAUUUCAGAUUCCUGUAAUCGGCUUCAGUUCCUGUGUUUUUAUGCCGUGGACCCCAGACAGGGUCGGAAACCCGGACAACCCCGCGUAUAUUCCGACACAGUUCGUGGCGUCUUCGGAUAGAAUGGACUUCACUGAAAGAUUCUCAAACACGUUCUGGUAUUUGUUUCAUAAACUUCAUUAUUCAUUUCUAAUGGACCCACGGGCUCAUAAAAUCGCUAAGAAACACUUCGGUGAAUCUCUCCCAGCCCUGUCCACCCUCGCCAGAAACACGAGUCUCAUCUUUGUCAACAACCACUUCAGUGUGAACAGACCCCGUCCGUUGGUCCCUGGCAUUGUUGAGGUGGGCGGAAUACACAUGAAACCGGCCAAGACUCUGUCUAAGAUAAAGCAUCCUAUGAAUGACAGGAAAUAUGAUGAAGCCCUAAAAGUAACUAAGAAGACAGUUGAGAAACAUUCAGAUUGGUUUUUGGCAACUGUUUGGAUAACCCCAAAAUGGGCAGCUACAGACAGCUAGCUCAGAAAAUUGCUUGAAGCCUAUAGAAUAAUGGGGGUGCAAUAUGUAGCUCAAAAUACACUUCCUUCGCUCUAAUCUGGAUUUCUUGGAUUUCAACAGACCUUAUGGAAGUCUACGACAACCUCACAUUUUCUAUGUUACCUGUGUAAUGUUAGUAAAUAAAUUUGACUAAAUUCCUAAACAUGAGAAAAUCUGUUUAUUUCUCGAAAACCUUGCUUGCUACAGAAUAUUUAUUCCUAGAUUCGGCAUCAGUGACUGAGAGUAUGUGAAAGGGGUAAAAUAUAAUUCGGAAAAAUAGUUAAAAUUUGUCGUUCAAUGCAUUUGAAGGUGCCGAGAUUCGACUACGUGUACGUGCGAGAGGAAGGGAAAAUUGCGAAGCAAGAGUACAGUCCACAGAUCAGGAGAAAAUCCCUGCUAGGAAUUCGUUAAAC